Molecule: messenger RNA, 3427 nt
Organism: Nilaparvata lugens (brown planthopper)
Lineage: Eukaryota; Metazoa; Arthropoda; Insecta; Hemiptera; Delphacidae
Product: zinc finger protein 845
Exons: 4
Coding region: 124-1047 (307 amino acids)
Biological process (GO): central nervous system development; regulation of transcription by RNA polymerase II
Cellular component (GO): nucleus
Molecular function (GO): RNA polymerase II cis-regulatory region sequence-specific DNA binding; DNA-binding transcription factor activity, RNA polymerase II-specific
Source: RefSeq, a predicted model, not a curated record
AUAUUGGCGGGAGCAUGAGAUCUUAUAGCCUAAAAACUGGAAACUAGUGUAAGCGGAAUAAAGUAGUGAUUAUCUUUGUGAAUUGGAGUGAUUAAAAUUUCCAUUAUUGUUGAUGAUUUAAUUAUGUCUCUUGAUAUUAAUGACUGCAUUAUGUCUGGGCAAGCAGAGUACAGUAAAAGGGGAAGACCCAAAUCGUCUGCUAUUAUCUCACUUAUUUCAGAAGGCAACAAAUCUGAUAGCCUUUUGAAAUGUUCAUUCUGCCAAAGAGUUUUCCCUAGAAGAAAAUCGCUGAAUUCUCACAUAAGGACUCAUACAGGUCAUCGUCCAUAUCAGUGCAACUUUCCAAGGUGUGGGAGGGCAUUCAAGCAGCCUGGCCAACUAAAAACACAUGAACGCAUUCAUACUGGAGAAAGGCCCUAUAAAUGUCCGGAACAAGGAUGCUUGGAGCGUUUCCGACAUGCCAACCGAAAGUGUCGUUUGCACAAACGUUCUUCGGUCCGUCUAGAAACUCAUGACGAACCAAUCAAAACAUUGGAUUUACAACCUUCUGCAUCCCAAGUGAAAAUGUGCCUGGAUAGAAAGUUGGUCAGAACAGAUUGGUUUUCGUCUCCCAGCAGAGAGUCUAAUGAAUUAGAAGAUGCACAACAUCAAGUAUCGUUUAACUCAUCUCUGACCUCAGACUUGGACGGAAGCUCAGAAGAGAGUUUUCUGGAUCAGACGCCGCCUAGCUCGGAUUUGCAUCGUGUGCCAAGUUGCAAGAUAGAAAAUGUCGGGAGAACAUCUAGAGAGAACGAUAAUCCUCUGAGUGGCAGUAAGGUAAUGCCUAAGAAGAGGUGGCUAAGGGCCCUCGACAGAGAGAAAGCUUUAUCUGAGAAGCCCACUGAUCACAACUCCAACAGCUCGACUAGAAAUUUAAAUUUCGGUCUUCCGCCUAAACUAUCGUGGAAAUACCAGCAGAAAAUGAUGGAGGAACAUCACUGUGUGGGAUCCCAGGAGUAUGAUCUUGAAAAUAUUGUAUACUCCGAGAUCUUCAGUUAUAGCUUUUAAUAACGCCCUCGAUUUAAAAGAGACGAGAAUAUUGCAUUGAUGAUAUUAUUUUUCAGAAAUAUUCUGAAGCUUUUAAAAAUAGUUACUAAUGAUUGGAAAGAUAUUAUUUUUGAUUAGACAUCUUUUAAACAUCACAACUUUUACAAAAACAUUGAUUGUAAAAAGUCGUUUGUAUGAUUUUACUCUCGUUUUUUUUUUAAUUUAGCUACAGCUAUCAAUGAUGCCCUUGAUUGGGAAGAGAAAUCAAAUUUCUUGUACAAUUUGUUAAUAGUUCAUAUAUAUUAAUAUCAUUGAAAUGGAAUAUUUUAAAUGUUAAUUUUUUAUUGUUUAUUAUUAGUUGUUGAAUAAAUUUUAUGUAAUUAAUUUGUCUUGGAUUGCUAUUCUAGUUUCUCUGCUCAUUGAAUAAAAUAUUUAGUCUUAAUUAUAAGGUUAGGCAAGGAAGUAUGACUGAUUUGAAAUAUGGCCAACUGCUAACUGCUAAUCAAACUCGAAUUUUAUUUUUCGACUGCCUACCUUUGAUGUUACUACCAUGAAAACAGAGAAAUUGAAACCUUGGCUAUGAAUAAAAAAUAACAUUGUUAAAUAAUGGCCAUUUCCAACUAUAAAUUAUUCCUGUAAACAAUGUGAUGAUUUAUAAAUUCUAGCCUGCAGAAUUUCAUUACAAGAGUUCAUUAACGAAGGUACAUACAAAAUUGAAAACGUGAGUAAAAAAUAUAGGCCAAUUGCUUAAGGAACUUUAGUUGUUCUACAAGAAAUUCUUCAGAUGAGUAUUGACAAAUUCAAACAACGUUUACAGAUGGAAAUGUCAUUUAACACAUAUUUUUAUGAUUAUCACUGUUUCAAUUUUCCUUUUAUAUGUGUGAAAGUGUGAACUGUUUGCUGAUAAACUCAGCUUCUAUUUUUCACAUAGGAUCACGCCUAUAGAAGCUUUAUUUGUCCGUGGGUCAUUGGGUCAUAGAUGAGACAAUGACAAACAAAAAGCCAUACGCUUAGAGGGAUUCGAACCCACGACUCUUCCAGCAACGGUUAAUCAAAGGUUGAUAGCGCCUUGAGCUGGAUUCUCACAAUCCCACAUAUCAGUAUCAGAGUCUGUGUCCGUUUCAGAGAAAAUAUUCUUUUCAUGAGUUCUAAUGGGACUAUUCCCAUUUAGCCCGGCAGAGCACUUAUGAGGAGUUCCAUUCGAACUCAAGGGAAGACUAUUUUAACUGAAUGGACACGGACUCUGAUCCUGUCAUGAUAUUACAUACAGUAUUACCAUUCACCACUCAACAAAUAAUGUAGACAAACGACACGUAUCGACUACUGCCUCUAUAGCCUAUUUAUAUUGAGUAAAUAACAUGAUAUUUUGUGUUCUCAAUAUUUAUGACCAAAUCUAUCCAGUAAAACGGCUGGUCAUGCAUUGACAGGAUUGAUAAAGAGUUGAAUUGACUUUCGAAUUAAAAAUCAAGAAUUGAUAAUCUAAGGCUGGCCACUAACGAUAGGACAUGCAUGAUACAUUGUUGUGUCAUCACAGCGAAAGGCUUAGAGCAACAUUUUUUGAGGCUAGGUUUUUGUAUUUCUGAUUUGCUGCUGUUUAUUUUUUCUUCGCUGCUCUGAGGUAAAAUUAUUUUUUAUCAUUAUAAUUUGUAAUUUUCCAAUGGUGGAAAUUUAUUGUUAUUGGUUGUUUAUAAUAUAUUUUUUGUUAGAAGCCUAUCGCUGAUGACAAAACAUGCAUGUCCUACCGUUCAUGGCCAGACUUAUAUACGCUAUCGAUUUUGUUUCAAGAGUCGAUACCAGUGUUUGAACAUCCACAUUAAUAUCAUAUAUUUCAAAAUCAAUCAAGGGAUCAAAAUCACUAUCGAUGCUCAAACAACGAAACAAUAGGAUCAAUUCUGAGAACGAAAUCGAUGUAUUCAAGUACCAUAUUGAAAAUUGCUUUCGUUUUCAAAGACUCAACCAAGACCAUUCGAAAGUUCAAAGUCAAUACUCGUUAGCAAUUUUGUUUAUUUAUUUCAGUUUUAGUAUUUGAACAUUCAUUUUUUACUCGUUAUAAUAAACUAUGUUUCUGCAACACUUCUAGACUCAAGUAAGGCGAUUGAUAUUGUGGAUCACGCUAUUCUCCUUGAGAAGAUAAAAUACUAUGGAGUGAGGGAUAUUGAAUACAAUCUUUUGAAAUCUUACUUGAGUAACAGGUUGCAAACCACCAAGAUAGGGAAUAAAAAGUCUGGGCUACUUGAUAUUAGAAAUGGGGUCCCACAGGGCUCGGUCCUCGGUCCUUUUCUUUUUCUGGUCUAUAUAAAUGACCUUCCUGAUUAUGCAACUGAGGGUGAAUGUAUAUUAUACGCAGAUGAUACUACAUUUCUGAUAAAUGAUAAAGAUCCAGGAAAGCUUGGCCAGAAAA